AUGAUGAAUCCUUCAAGAGUGGUGUUGCUUUUUGCCAUCUGCCUUAUCUGCUUGGCUUCUAUUAGUUUGGGUGCUGUCAUAAGAAACAAAGCUGAGAGUCGAGAGAAGAGAGCUAUGCCAAACUGGAGCAUGACGGCUUCCGAUUUUUAUGGAUGGGUAGAAGAAUUACGUAGACUGGCUGCCUAUGAGAGGACUGAUGAAAUGGCCAAAGUUUACUGGGCUCACUUUCCCAUUUCAUCUCAUUUAGGCUAUGAUGAGCCUGAAGUUGAAGAUUAGUUAAAUCAAUGAUUUCUUUUCUUGAUUACUAUGU
Messenger RNA from Nanorana parkeri, 310 nucleotides. RefSeq names its product otospiralin-like. The transcript has 3 exons. Gene Ontology annotation, biological process: sensory perception of sound. NCBI's taxonomy places the organism in Eukaryota, Metazoa, Chordata, Amphibia, Anura, Dicroglossidae. The coding region runs from base 1 to 276 and encodes 91 amino acids. The record is from RefSeq and is a predicted model, not a curated record.